AUGUUGUCCCGUCUCAUUGAGCUAUCGGAGCGCGCUCCAAAAGACUUCACCCUAGCCCUAGGCUUCUCAAUUCUUAGCGCUCUUUACCUACUCCGGCGAUGGCUUCUCCCCAAGCCAAUCCCAGGUAUCCCGUAUAACGAAAAUGCGGUCAAAUCCUUCAUGGGCGACAUACCCGAGUUCAGAGAUGCUCCUAAUCGUCGAGAAUGGUGGGCGCAGCAACCUGCUCGUCAUCAAUCGCCUAUCGUUCAGGUAUUCAUGAGACCUUUUGGAGCACCGUGGGUCUUCGUGGCGGAUUACUUUGAGGCGUCAGAUAUUUGCAUGCGUCGAUUGAAGGAGUUUGACAGAAGUAACGUGACGUGGGAACAGUUCAACGGUGUUGUACCGGGUCAUCACAUCACACUGAAAUCAUCAGAUCCAAAGUUCAAGAAGAAUAAAGAAUUGAUUCGUGAUUUGAUGGCACCAACUUUUCUUCAUCAGGCGUCUGCUCCAGAGAUCCACGACAAGUUUAGUAGUCUUCUCAAGCUUUGGGAUCGUAAACUGGACUUAUCAGGCGGCAGGCCGUUCGACAUAGCUCAGGACAUCCACAACUCAGCACUCGACAUCAUCCUCAGUGCUUCUUUUGGUAUCGACUCUGGCGAUGGCCAGAUCGGCAGACAACUCGAAGAGCUCAAGGCGAGAACCGUUUCAGGUGGACAAGAUGACCUCUUCGAGUUUGAGGAUGUUUCUAUCGACGAAGAGCAGAGUUGCUUCACCACUCUUGCAGACAGUGUCGGUCUAUCCAUGAGGUCCCCUCUUCCCACCAUCCAUCACUUUCUCUACCGUAAUCUCUCGCCCAAGAUGCGAGGGGCAAGAGCGGGUCGUGAUAGAUUGAGGGAUCGUGAGAUUGCCAAGAGCAUUGAACGAAGAGAGUCAGGCCAGCCGCAACGCUGUGCUUUGGACAAUAUGCUUGCGAGAGAGGAUGCCAUAGCUGAGAAAGAAGGGCGCAAGCCUGACUACCGGAGUCAAACGAUCAUGAGCGAGUUGAUGGGAUACCUGGUCGCCGGACAUGAAACAACCUCCGCUGUUCUACGAUGGGGAAUGAAGUACUUGACUGCCAACCAGCGCGUACAGUUACUCCUCCGUGAAGCUGUCACCAAUGCUCACCCUCAAGCGACAAAGGACAACCGCGUCCCAACAACCGAGGAGAUCCUCAAAGCUCACAUCCCAUACCUCGAUGCCGUCGUUGAAGAGAUGCUAAGGCACUCACGUGUCGCCCCGGUUACCCUUCGUCAAGCCACAACCGAUACCCAGAUCCUCGGCCGCUUCAUCCCGAAAGGAACAACAGUGGGCUUCCUUGGCAACGGCCCCGGCGUCAUGAUGCCCAGUAUUCCAGUCAACACUAAAAAGCGAUCCGAAGCUGCUUUGGCACAUAUGGAGAGAACACAGCUCUUUGAUGAAGAAGACCUUGCGCAGUUCGUUCCUGAAAGGUGGCUUUCGACUACUGUGAACGGGGAGGGCAAGGAAGAGACGGUGUUUGAUCCGCAAAAGAGACCGUCUCAGGCAUUCGGACUUGGACCUCGUGGUUGCUUUGGCAAGAAAUUGGCAUAUAUCGAGAUAAGAAUAUUCCUGACAUUGUUCUUCUGGACGUUCAAGUUGGAGCCGGUUAAGCCUGAGCUGGCUACGGAGGAUGAGAUGCUCGCGUUGACGCGGUCACCAAAGAACGUGUACAUCAAGCUGGUGAAAGUGUGA
Fusarium subglutinans is the source of this 1728-nucleotide messenger RNA. Its product is annotated as cytochrome P450 monooxygenase 1A1. The coding region runs from base 1 to 1728 and encodes 575 amino acids. The record is from RefSeq and is a predicted model, not a curated record. Lineage: Eukaryota; Fungi; Ascomycota; Sordariomycetes; Hypocreales; Nectriaceae. Gene Ontology annotation, molecular function: oxidoreductase activity, acting on paired donors, with incorporation or reduction of molecular oxygen; iron ion binding; heme binding. The transcript is spliced from 3 exons.